Molecule: messenger RNA, 626 nt
Organism: Symsagittifera roscoffensis
Lineage: Eukaryota; Metazoa; Xenacoelomorpha; Acoela; Convolutidae
Product: EF-hand calcium-binding domain-containing protein 10-like
Exons: 5
Coding region: 155-547 (130 amino acids)
Source: RefSeq, a predicted model, not a curated record
AAACACGUGCGACCGUAUUCUUUUAUUGCAUUACAUUAUCAAUAAAAACAGAAACACGUACCGUACCGCACGGUAAAUAUUGUACGCAGCUGAUAUUUUUAUAUUUUCUCCUCAUUGAUUUGAAUUGAUAAAGAAGUAGAUUGUCGGAGCAAGAAUGAGUGUGGAUCGUACCUCGGAGGCCAGUGAAUACCUGAAGAACCACAGGAUUCCAGAACUGAUGGAGAAUCUGACGUCACAACUAAUCUACCAACAGCCAGAAAACCCCCGUGAGUUUCUGAAGGAAUACUUGAAGAGUCUUAAAGAGGCGAAGGAGAGGAGGGCAGAUGGGCCAAAGCUGUUUGGACCGGACAACCUCCAGUCUCUCUUCGGCAUGCUGGACCCAGUGGGAUCCGGACACAUCACUCGCCUUCAAUACCUCGAGGCUAUGAAAAUUCUAGGAAUUCAGAACUUCGGCCAGCACGAGGAUAAGCCAACUAUAGACUUUGAUCUUUUUGAACAGGAAGCAACCCAUGGCCUGUCAAAAGCUUCCACGACAUACAAGAGAUGAGUGCAGUCGUCUCGUGACCCAGACCAUAUCACAGACUGAAACCAUGAAUUUAAAAAAUAUAUAUUUAGUAAUUUCACAA